AAAGGAAGCAGUUGGCAUUUACUCCACUGUCCUUUCGACAACAGCGGCGACCAACAUCCCAAACAUGGAUCCACAGGUGAUGACCAACCCUGAGGAUAUUGCCAAACUCUACAGACAGCUCAGCCUCUUCCCCUCACUGACCAGGGCAGACGUGGGACCUGUUAUUACCUCCCAAUAUGGAGGCAAAUACAGCAACAUAUACACAGAAUGGAGCCAGCGUGAUCUGCAGAGGAGUGAGAGUGUCAAGUUUUGCAAGCAGUACAUUGUGUUCCAUGAUGACAAAUCAGUGGUCUUCUCAGCGCCAUCAGGAAAUUGCACCGAGGUCCAAGGAGUGUUGUUAAGUAAAGAUGCCCCUUCUGGAGAAAUGAAGGCUGUUGUCAGGAAGAGCACAGUCAAAGGGGAGGACAACCAGUUCUUGGAGAUCUGGAGUAAAAACAUCAAAGUGAAAAGCAUCAAUCUAACAUCUUUAAAGAAACAUGGAAAAGUUUAUGAAGAUGAGCAAUUUAGUUCCUUGGUGUGGUCCCACUCAGAGACACACCUCUUAUAUGUGGCUGAAAAAAAGAGACCCAAUGCAGAGUCUUACUUCCAGAAAGAGUCUUCGGUGUUGUCCUCUACUCUGGAUGAAGACAAUACUUCAGAGAAAAAGGAGUCUGUCAAAGGGGAGCAGUUUGUCUUCUAUGAGGACUGGGGAGAGACACUAGUUCAAAAGAGCCACCCAGUGCUCUGUGUUCUGGACAUUGAGAGUGACAAUGUGUCUGUAUUAGAAGGAAUACCUGAGAACAUAUCACCAGGACAGGCAUUUUGGGCUCCUGGUGACACAGGUGUGGUGUUUGUUGGAUGGUGGCAUGAGCCUUUUAGACUUGGCCUCAAGUUUUGUCCUAACAGGAGGUCGUCCUUGUUCUAUGUGGACCUCACUGGAGGGAAAUGUGAGCAGUUGUCAUCUGGAACGAGUGGAGUGUGCUCUCCCAGGUUAAGCCCAGACCAGUGUCGGAUUGUCUAUCAGGAAUAUUCAGUUUAUGGACCGCACAUGCAGUGUAGCCGACUGUGUAUGUAUGAUUGGUAUACUAAGCAGACCUCAGUGGUGGUGGAUGUGGUGAAGAGACCAGGAGAAGAUGGCUUCACUGGCAUUUACUGCACUCAGCUGCCACCUCAAUGCUGGUCAGCUGAUAGUCAACAUAUUAUUGUUGCCUGUCCUCAGCGCAGCCGCAAGGAGCUUCUGAUGGUGGAUAUAAACACAAAGAGUGUAUCCUCUCUGACUUCGAAUUCUGACAUGGGUUCCUGGUCUUUGCUGACUGUAGAGAGAGACCUGAUAGUGACAAGCUGCGCUUCUCCAAACUGCCCUCCAAGUCUGAGGGUGGGGUUCCUUCCGGGCAGGGAUUCUCAGGAGAAAGUGGUCUGGGUUACACUGGAGGAAUCUCAGCCAUUGCCAGAAAUCGAUUGGCAGAUCUUGACUUUCACUCCUCCCUCAGAGCAAGAAAACAGUCAAUACCCUGGCCUCGACUUCGAAGCUUUGCUGAUUAAACCAAAGGAGUUGAAAGAUGAUGUGAAGCUGCCUCUUAUUGUGUAUCCUCACGGUGGUCCACACUCAGUGAUCGUAGCUGACUGGCUUCUGUCUGCCGGUGUGCUCUGCAAAGUGGGCUUUGCUAUAUUAUUAGUGAACUAUCGUGGCUCACUCGGAUUUGGCCAAGACAAUAUCCUGUCAUUGCCUGGCAAUGUUGGCACUCAAGACGUCAAAGAUGUUCAAUUUGCAGUUGAAAGUGUUCUCAAAGGUGAUGUGUUCGAUAGACAGAAGCUUGCAGUUAUGGGCGGUUCCCACGGUGGUUUCUUAGCCUGUCAUCUCAUUGGCCAAUAUCCCGAUUUCUACAAGGCUUGUGUAGUCCUCAACCCUGUCGUCAAUUUGGCCUCCAUGGUUGGCUGCACAGACAUCCCAGACUGGUGUAUGUUUGAGGCUGGCUUUGACUAUGUUACAGAUGUUCUGUAUGAGCCUGCGAUUUGGGAACAAAUGUUGGACAAGUCUCCAAUCAAACAUAUCCCACAAGUGCAGACACCUGUCUUACUCCUAUUGGGAGAAGAGGACAAGCGUGUGCCCCACAAACAAGGAAUUGAAUAUUACAGAGCUUUGAAAACAAAGCAGAUCCCAGUCCGUUUACUGAUGUAUCCAGGAAACAACCACUCCCUGUCCAAUGUGGAUGCUGAGUCUGAUGGGUUUGUGAACAGUGCUCUAUGGAUAACCCAACACCUGGCGCUCAAAUGAAAAGAUUUAAAUUGCAAAAAUAGAUCAGAAUACUGCUGUAUAUAAAAGAGUCAAUUAAACCAACGCAAAGGAAUGCUUUCAGACCAGAUCACACCUUGUAACUACAUUCAUUUAAUUGUAUUCAAUAUCUUCAUGAAUCUUAAUGAUUUACACUUUUUGAUUUGCUUAAACGAUACUUUACUACUAUAAAGGCCUGUUUGAAUACUG
Entelurus aequoreus (snake pipefish) is the source of this 2461-nucleotide messenger RNA. RefSeq names its product acylamino-acid-releasing enzyme-like. Gene Ontology annotation, biological process: proteolysis. Gene Ontology annotation, molecular function: serine-type endopeptidase activity. Lineage: Eukaryota; Metazoa; Chordata; Actinopteri; Syngnathiformes; Syngnathidae. The record is from RefSeq and is a predicted model, not a curated record. Bases 65 to 2254 code for a protein of 729 amino acids. The transcript is spliced from 23 exons.